CCCAUUGGUCAAAGCCAAAACAAAUAGAGAGUUUGUCUCUUUUUAGAUUGAAAACUGAUCAGAUAGCCACGAUAAAAAAAGAGAGAGAAAAUGGCUUCGUCAACGAUAGAGUUGUUGAAGGAGGAGCUUCCAGUGAAGCAAGAAUCUCUGGUUUUGUCUGAGGAAGUCAAGACUGGCCUCGUCCUUGUCGAUAUCGUUAAUGGCUUUUGCACCGUCGGCUCUGGCAAUUUGGCUCCAACACAACCUGAUGAACAAAUUUCUGGGAUGGUGGAUGAGUCCGUGAAACUUGCUAGAGUUUUCUGUGAGAAGAAAUGGCCUAUUUUUGCUUUCCUUGAUUCUCAUCACCCAGAUAUUCCUGAACCUCCAUAUCCACCUCAUUGUAUAGCCGGAACAAAUGAGUCCAAACUGGUUCCUGCCCUGCAAUGGUUAGAGAAUGAACCAAAUGCAACACUUAGAUGCAAAGAUUGCAUUGAUGGGUUUCUCGGUUCAAUUGAAAAAGAUGGCUCCAAUUUGUUUAUAGAUUGGGUGAGAAAUAACCAGAUAAAAAAGAUUUUGGUGGUAGGGAUAUGCACCGAUGUAUGUGUGCUGGAUUUUGUGUGUUCAACAUUGUCUGCAAGAAAUCGGGGUUUACUUGUUCCUUUGGAGGAUGUGAUUGUGUAUUCAAAUGGAUGUGCCACUUUUGAUCUUCCGAUUCAUGUUGCCAAUACAAUGAAGGAUGCUAUUGCUCAUCCACAGGAGCUCAUGCAUCACAUAGGGCUUUACAUUGCCAAGGGAAGGGGAGCCAAGGUGGUAUCAGAAGUAUCAUUUAGUGCAUGAGAGAGUCAUGAUGUUGACAUGAAAUUGUAUGGAUCUAAGGGUUUGUUUGGAUACCGUUUAUUACUGAAAACUGAAAUCUUAUUACUGAAAAUAUUUUAGCAAAAUAAUUUUUAAAAGUGUGAAUAAUGUUGUGGGAUUCAAAUUUA
This is a messenger RNA of Quercus lobata, 962 nucleotides long. It is a transcript of the gene NIC1, whose product is annotated as nicotinamidase 1. The record is from RefSeq and is a predicted model, not a curated record. Bases 91 to 816 code for a protein of 241 amino acids. Lineage: Eukaryota; Viridiplantae; Streptophyta; Magnoliopsida; Fagales; Fagaceae. Gene Ontology annotation, molecular function: nicotinamidase activity. Gene Ontology annotation, biological process: pyridine nucleotide salvage. The transcript has 5 exons.